AUGGCUACCCUCCUCCCCAUUCCCCAACCUCCAUCAAUACCAUUAAUAGGCAACAUAACAUCGUUGGACAAAGACUUACCGACGCGCGGAUUUCACCGACUCGCCAAACAGUAUGGCGAAAUAUAUCAACUCAAUCUUGUUGGCAGGGUCGUGGUUUUCGUGAGCUCCUACGCCCUUGUCAACGAGCUGUCGGAUGAUUCGAGAUUCCGGAAAUCAGUCGGUAGCGGUGCACUCAAAGAGACACGGAAUCUUGUUCACGACGGAAUCUUCACGGCUUUCAAUGAUGAACCUAACUGGGCCAUUGCACAUCGCCUUCUUACACCCGCUUUCGGCGCGGUGCCGAUUCGCGAUAUGUUUGAAGAUAUGCGUGAUAUCAGCUACCAACUUGUUCUGAAAUGGGAACGGUCACUUCAUUCUAAUUCAUUCAGUCAAAUCAUCGACUUAAUGAUUUGCAGAUUUGGCCCGAAUCUCGAGAUUGACCCGACAGAUGAUUUGACACGAGUAGCUCUAGACACAAUUGCUCUGUGCUCUAUGUCGUAUCGACUGAACUCUUUCUACACACACACACAGCCCGUUUUUGUUCGCGCGAUGAUGGAUUUUCUUACGGAGUGCAACCGUCGUGCCAACCGACCAGGCUUUAUACAGGCUUUCAUGACGAACACGAAUGAUAAAUACGAGACAGACAUCAGAAUUCUGCGUGAAACGGCAGACAAAAUUGUUGCUGAUAGAAGAUUAUAUCCGACAGAGAAGCGGGACAUUCUUUACUCCAUGAUGAACGAGAAGGAUCCCAAGACGGGGUUGAAACUUUCCGACGAGAGUAUUACCAACAAUCUUCUGACAUUCCUCAUCGCAGGGCACGAGACGACAUCUGGAGUCUUGUGCUUCGUGAUAUACUACCUGUUGAAGCAUCCUGAUGUGAUGCGUAAACUCCAGAAAGAAGUUGAUGGGAUUCUUGGGGACGAGCCUGCUCAGUUGGGUGAUUUCAGCAAGAUGCCUUAUCUCAAUGCUGUACUAAGGGAAACGUUACGCCUACAACCUACAGCGGCCAUACGAGUGGUGUAUCCACCUGAGGACACCGUCAUUGGCAGAGGCAAAUAUUUUGUCAAAGCUGGUCAAGCAAUCGCUCUCCAGAUAUGGGACUCACAUAGGGAUCCUUCUGUGUGGUCUGACGAUGCUGAAGAAUUCCGACCUGAAAGAAUGCUGGAUGGAAAAUUCGAGGCGGCACCGCCUAAUGCCUGGCAACCUUUUGGUUUUGGGCUUCGGGGGUGUAUUGGUCGCCCGUUCUCAUGGCAAGAGAUGUCACUUGUGAUAACGUCCAUCAUACAGCGACUUGACUUGUCGCUUGUCGAUCCUUCAUAUACUUUGGAAAUUACGCAAGCCAUCACUAUCAAGCCCAAGAAUCUUCGAAUAUAUGCCAAGCCGCGACAGCAGCAGCUUCCUCGACGUCGUUCUUUGACGCCAGACAGAAAGAUAGAUUGUCCAGUAUCACUCCUGGAAUCGAAUCGUCAUCUGAAGCGUCCGCUGUAUGUUUACUACGGCUCCAAUACCGGGAGCUCCGAAGCUUUUGCUCGAACCAUCGCCAGAGAAGCUCAUGAACACGGUUUUCGCUCGUCGAUUGGGACUCUUAAUUCUACGGUUGGUCAUCUGCCAACAGAUGGUCCUAUUGUGAUCGUCACUGCGUCAUUCGAAGGAGAGCCGGCGGACAACGCGAAUCAGUUCGUUCCUUGGAUGACAAGUCUCCUCGGCCAUGAGCUGGAUGGAAUACGUUUUGCCAUAUUUGGAUGUGGUAACCACGAAUGGAGAAAGACAUACCAGCGGAUUCCUAGGCUAUGCGAUGUCCUACUAGAGAAACGAGGCGGACGUCGACUGAUUGAUAGGGGGGAAGGAGAUGCCGCGGAUGGGAACAUAUUUGAUGUGUUUGAGCAGUUCAAGACAUCCUUAUGGGAUGUUCUUUCCAGAGAAUAUCAUGCUUUACAUGAUAGGAGUUUAUUUGAUGUACAGGUUCUAGAUAGUCGAAGAGCUGAGAUCCUCCAGCAUUCUGAGAUGACUUUGAGCUGUGUGCGAUCGAAUGUGUUGUUGACUCGGUCUGGCUUUCCCGCCAAGCACCAUAUCGAGCUUGAGUUACCCCAUGGAAUGACCUAUCGUGUUGGAGAUUACUUAUCUAUCUUGCCGCAAAAUCCACCUCGGGAUAUACAUCGUGUGUUUUCCCAUUUCAGGUUACCUUUUGACCAAGAGGCUAGUAUUAGAAUUUCAGCGCCGGGUACGGCCCUCCUUCCUGUAGGAGAACGUGUACCUCUGUCAAGCAUUCUCAGCGAAUUUGUUGAGCUCUCACAACCUGCCACAAAAGACGACAUAGUCAGCCUCUUGGAUUUCGCAAGAUCGGAUUCUUCUCGACGUUAUCUCCGUGAUCUGAUGGCUAACCACACCCACCUUGUGACAUCGAAACGACUUAGCGUUCUCGACAUUCUGGAGCAGCAAGAUGUAGACCACAUAGAUCUUCCUCUGGUUAAAUUUAUUCGUAUGCUUCCUUCAAUACGACCAAGACAAUAUUCAAUCUCCUCAUCACCGCUAUGGAAUAGUCGUCGUGUUUGUCUUACAUUCAGCGUCCUCGACUCCCCUCCUCUCUGCACGUCCAAAACCCGCUCAUUUUUGGGUGUAGCCUCUAAUCAUCUCGCAAACCUUCAUACGGGAGACCAGGUCCUGGUCACAGUCAGACGAUCCGUUGCCAAUUCUCACUUGCUGUCGGACCCUUCCCGGAACUUGGUGAUGAUCUGUGCUGGAUCUGGUUUCGCGCCAGUAAGAGGGUUCAUCCAAGAGCGUGCAAUGCGGAAGCGAGCAGGUGAAGCUGUCGGAAAAAUGCUGCUCUUCGUGGGAUGCAGAUCCCCUGAUGGAGAUUUCCUGUAUUCUGAUACGGAUUUAAAGGAGUGGGUGGACAUUGGACUAGUGGAUGUCCGGGUAGCGUUCUCUCAGUGCCCCGAUAAAUCUCAACAAUGCUGUUAUGUACAAGAUCGCAUUUUGUUAGACAAAACCGAGAUGCGAGAUGCCCUAUUGGGAGAUGCCCUUUUUUUCGUUUGCGGUUACAAGCGGGUUGUGAGUGCUGUGAAGAAUACGUUGACUGUGUUGUUACUGCCUGAAGGAGUCUCAGGUCCUGGGAGUCUCGCACAGGCUUCGGUGGAGUUAGACAAUCUCCUCGCAGAGAGAUACUUCACAGAUGUCCUUGAGUAG
Desarmillaria tabescens is the source of this 3225-nucleotide messenger RNA. Its product is annotated as fatty acid hydroxylase. The transcript has 24 exons. Gene Ontology annotation, cellular component: cytosol. Gene Ontology annotation, molecular function: NADPH-hemoprotein reductase activity; aromatase activity; iron ion binding. The record is from RefSeq and is a predicted model, not a curated record. The coding region runs from base 1 to 3225 and encodes 1074 amino acids. NCBI's taxonomy places the organism in Eukaryota, Fungi, Basidiomycota, Agaricomycetes, Agaricales, Physalacriaceae.